UAAACAAACUAUGCCGAUGGAGCGCAGAUGUUGCAGGUGAAGCACACGAAGGACGAGCAGCAGCAGCUGCAAGAGGCAGGAAACCCUGACUGGAUGUCCCAUCUGCCUGAGGAGCUGCUGGACAUCCCACUGUGGAACCUGGCCAUACCUGGAAGCCAUGACAGCAUGUCCUUCUGUCUGGAUGUGUCUUCGCCUCUCCAGCAGUCUGAACCUCGUCUGCUCAAAAUGAUUGACAGGUUGUUUCCCUGUUGGACACGCCCCUGUGUCUACCGCUGGGCAACCACACAGCAGUCAGUCCUCAGAGAUCAGUGCGAUCUCGGUGUUCGUUUCUUGGACCUGCGGAUCGCCAAGAAGCCAGCAGAGGGCAGCAGAUUGUUAUUUGCUCACGGAUUCUACACGCUGAUCUCUGUCAAGGAAGCUCUGGAGGAUCUGGCUUCCUGGUUGGACGCUCACCCGAAAGAGGUCGUCAUUGUUUCCUGCUCUCACUUUGAGUCACUGAUGGAGCAAGACCACGCCCACCUGGUGGAUUACAUCAUUAGCAUGUUUGGAGAGAAACUUUGUUCUUCACAGGCCACGCCCACUCUACGCUCCCUGUGGGCCAAAGGUCAGCAGGUUCUUGUUGCCUAUGAGGACCACCAGAUGGUGCUGCAGUAUCAUCAGCUCUGGAGUGGAAUACCUUACUGGUAUGCUGACAGCUCUGACCCGAAGAAGGUGAUCGCUUAUCUGGAGGAUCAGAAGAGCAGAGCAAGACCAGCUGGUUUUUACGUCAGCGGUCUGAAUCUGACAGAGGACGCUCGUUACGUCGUCCUACACCCGUCCCAGAACAUGAAAAGGAUGACCAUGAAGGCCAUCUCAUUCUUGCUGGACUGGGCGAGCAAACAGCGGCCGGGACCUCAAGUGGGUGGAGUCAACAUCCUGUGUUGUGACUUUGUGGAUGUCAGUCAAUUCUGCUCACUUGUGAUUGGCCUAAAUGACAAACUGUUAGGCGGAGCCACUCACUGCUAGCUAAGAAUAUGGAUGUUUUUGGAGACGUUUUGGACAUUAGAUGUUUCAGUGAUAUUUUUAAGGAUAUUACCUUUCCUAACUUUACUUAUAUGUCUUCCAUAUAUGGCCUGCCCUCGUCUUUCUUCACUUUUUUUUUUCCCCAAAUAGACAUUGUACAACUACUAUUUUUCCAGAGUUCCUCUCUCAGCCCCUUAAAUGUCCUUGGGAGGACCUCUUUGAACUUUUUUUUCCCCACAUAAGAAAGCUCUUUUAUCUCAGAUAUAUAAUCUUGUUCUUUCAAUGGACAAUUAUCCAGUCAGUAAAAUUAUCUGUAACUGGGAACUGGAAAGACUGUAGUCAGAAUUCACAAGUCAUCUUGUGCAAGACUUUCCCUUAUUCAAUUUAAAGUAGUACACAGGCUGUAUUUGUCAAAGUCCAAAUUAUCCUAAAUUUAUCCCAAUGUCUCUGAUCUGUGUGACAGAUUGAACUCCUCUCCCUGUGAUUUAAGUCAUGUUUUUCUUUGCCCUAAACAUCAGCCACAUUGGAUUUCAUACAGGGUGACCCGCCCCAAAAAAACACAGAACCCAUAAAAAUUGUAAUAAAUCCUACAAAGGUCUUAAACUUCAGUCUGUGUACGAUCAUUCCCUGAAGUUUCAGUUAUCUUGGUCGCUUUACAUAAAAGUCAUGUUCUUUCCAAAUUAUGCUCCAAAUGGUAUGAUUUGUUGGUGAAAAUAAGCCUCUAAGCAAAAUGUCUUUUCCUUGGUUGACCAAGACAUGUUGGGGAAGACGACUGGAACAAUAGUCUUCAAUUGUCAAGUCUUAAAUUCAGUAGUCUUCAAUUUCAAGGGUUUUUUUGGGGCGGGCUCAUCCUGUAUUUUUAUUUUAUCUCUCACGUUCUUGGCAUCAGGCUGGAAUCUUGCCCACUGAUUGCUGUUUUUGGCAUUCUUGGAGUCCCCCAUUAUGUCCCUCAUCCAUUUCUGUGUGGUUGAGAGUUUUUUUUUUUACAUGGGGUGGUGGGGUGGUGGUGGAAUUGAGUUUCGACUUGGGGGGGUGGGUCACUGAUGGGUUUCUCAGACUGUGGCGACCUUAUAUCGAUUAUCUUACAUCGUUGAAAAGAUUUGGACCUGAUUGAACAUAUUGUCAUGGGUGUGUUGUAUGUGUGUGUGUGUGUGUGUUUUUUUUUUUUUUUUGAAUGAAUUAAUUUAUUAUUAUUUCAUAUGGCUCAGGGUUAGAUGUUCAAGUUGUCUUUUGCUGGAAAAAAGAUAAAUGUCUAAAAAAAAAAAUGUAAUUUGAAAUGUUACAUUCUAAAAUUUUUGUAAUACAGUAAUUGAGUUAAAAAAAAACACUUUACCAAAGACAUGGGCUGGGCUUCCAUUACAGAGUUAUACAAAAGUUAAAUGAUGUUUUUAGAAAUGUAAACAAAAUAUAAUCUUGAAAUGACAUUUUCAUCCAGCGAUGGAAUGUGAUUUCUGGGUUUUGUCCUCUUUCAAUAACUGUCAUUCCAAUAAUCAUGGAAAUGGAUCAACCAAGUCUCACUUAAUAUCAGCAUUUUAUUGUUUUUUUCAAGUUCAGUACUGCAUAAUGUCAUUUCUUAUAAGAUUUCCACUUCUUUCCGCCUCUUCCUCUGACCACACCAUAUAUUUUAAAAUGUCAUAUCAUGUGACCUGUAAUAGCAUAAAGUGUUUCCACUGCAGUUUUGCAAAAUAUGUAUUUUCAUAAUAAUAAUGAUUUGCCCUCCCACCAAAAAACAAAACAAAAAUCAUUUUAUGCAAGUAUAAAAAAUUCACAUUUCCAUUAAGUGUAUUUCCAAUUCACUACUUCAAGUUACGCAGUUUGGAGCGUAAUGGAAACCCGCAUGCUGUUAUGAUUAAAUGAACCAUCAGGUCAUGACAGUAAGACAAGACCUAUUGUGUGACUUUGUAUUUAUAAUUCAGAAUGUGGAGUUAAUUUUUGAUCUGCAUGGACUACCAAAAUUAAUGUGACAAGCUGCAGUACCCACUGGUGCCAUAAAAGGAGUAUAACAAACUAUUCAGCUAGAAUAACAAAACAAAAAUGCACAAAUUUUGGACAAACUUUCCCCACAGUUUCAUCAACGUGUGACCCUACAAAUAUAUCAGAACGCCUAGGGUGAAACCACCAACACACCCAGGAUAAAACUCUGCUGUUCUCCAAGACGACCUGCACUAAUCUGCCCCCUAGUAGUCUGUUAAUCCUUCAGCUCCACACAGGUUAUGCACACAAACUUGAAUUAUUUUGUUUUGUGUUAAGUAGCUUGGUGAAGUUAAAUUGUUUGUACUUUAAGAAUCCUUCUUGAACGUUUGACAGCAUGUUGUCCAUGGGGAUCCACGGGCUCUACAUUGGCUAGUGUUUAUAGAACAGUUAGCUGACAUUUUUCAAGGGUGGUAAUAAAUUUUGCAAAGUUUCUAUAAUGAGUUGGAAUGGUGUGAGAGUCCACAAUGUUUUUAGAACCUUAGACCUCAACAAUUUUUAGAAGAACUCAAUCCUUUUAUUUCCUGUUAACCCUAUUCAGGACUUUUGGGAUCCAUUGGACCCCAUGGCAAUUGCUUUCUCCAUAUUGUGCUAACUAAUGUCCUGAAUAGGGUUAAUUAUGUUUUUUUUUUUUACUGUUAAUUUACUGUCUUAAUGUAUUUAUAACUUGUUUAGGUUCUUGUUAUCAUAUACAUAUUAUUAUUAC
This is a messenger RNA of Thalassophryne amazonica, 3679 nucleotides long. RefSeq names its product PI-PLC X domain-containing protein 1-like. Lineage: Eukaryota; Metazoa; Chordata; Actinopteri; Batrachoidiformes; Batrachoididae. The coding region runs from base 28 to 1005 and encodes 325 amino acids. Gene Ontology annotation, molecular function: phosphoric diester hydrolase activity. The record is from RefSeq and is a predicted model, not a curated record. The transcript has 8 exons. Gene Ontology annotation, biological process: lipid metabolic process.